Chelonia mydas (Green sea turtle) is the source of this 7641-nucleotide messenger RNA. RefSeq names its product interferon-induced very large GTPase 1. The transcript is spliced from 7 exons. The coding region runs from base 894 to 6557 and encodes 1887 amino acids. Lineage: Eukaryota; Metazoa; Chordata; Testudines; Cheloniidae. Gene Ontology annotation, molecular function: GTP binding. The record is from RefSeq and is a predicted model, not a curated record.
GCCGGGUGCGGGGUGCGGAGCUGCUGGUGGGGGCUCUGCACCCACCAAUUUUCUGUAUCCCUUCUCCAUAAAAACUCAUGUGAAUGGGAAGAAAAUCUUUUCUGUUACAGACUGUGGAUGUAGUUACUGUCUAGUGGUGUUGAGACCUCUGGAGACGCAGAUAAUGCAGCCCAAACUAGCAACCGUGGCCAGCUGGUGUAACCUGGCACAGCUCCUCUGAGAGCAGUGCAGCUAUGCCGAGUUACAGCCCAGGGUCUGGCCCUGUGAAAUCAUCCCUCUUUCUCUGUUACGGGGACGUUCCCAUCUGCUUUAGACUUUGGCCCUGGCACCUAAAAAUGGGCUAAUUUCCCCAUAAAUAAAGGAAGAACAAAACGGGUUUCUUUAGGGUCACUGGGCUCCGAGUGUGUGGAAAUCAGUGCUGCCUCCAGAAGACAAGACAGGCCGAGGUGGCCCAGAGGCAGUGGGACAGAAGUGCACCGGCAGGCGGGAAUGGUGGUGCUGGGAGACGAGCUGGGUGCUGAAGAGGGGAGGUGGAUGGGAAGCAAAGGGGAAUUGGCUGGGGCGGCAGAAUCUCACUGGGGUGGAGCAACUGGGGACAAGGUGCUUGUCUGGGGGAGAAGGGGAAUGGAAGGACCUGCACACGAAGUACUGUAGAUAACACUGAGUCCUGCCUCAGGGCCGGGGGCUGGACCACACGACCGAGCGAGGUCCCUUCUGGGCCUGUGUUGCUACGAUUCUGUGAAUUUCCUCCUCUUCAGUUGCCCAGUGUAAUUGGCUGAGGGGAGCAGACCAGUUCUUGUCCGGUGCUAUAAGGGUUAAUGUUUCUGUAAGCCGACUUGGUCUCUUUUAGGAAUACAGCGAGGGCUCCCGGCACCCUGUGCCCUCCUCCCCAGAUGCUGCCAUUGGUCUGGUUUCCUGUGCUCCUGGGGUGGGUCACUGCAGGAUCGGAGCCGAGUGACAAAUCAAACGUCCGCUCCAGGGCCGGGGAGGACGUCACCCUCAGCUGCAGAUUCAAGCUGUCCUCAGACUUCGUGCUGAACAGACUCCGCAUCCACUGGCAGGUCUUCCGAGACGAGGAGGGCUCCGUGGUGCACAGCUACUACGAUGGGGCCGACAGGCUGGAGGACCAGGAGGUGGAGUUCAAGGGUCGGACGAAGCUCUUUCUCCAAGAGCUCAGUGAGGGGGUGGCCUCCCUGAACCUCACCCGGGUGCGGCCGUCAGACAGCGGGGAAUACAGGUGCAUCAUAGUGAACAGCCAGGAUGUGGUCAUUGGGAGCGUCAUCCUCCAUGUAUCAGCGCCAUACGAACCGCCCCAGAUCACGGUCCUUUCCUGGGAGGAUGGCGAGAUGACCCUGCAGUGCAAGUCCAGCGGGGGCUAUCCCAAGGCUGAAAUAACAUGGCGCGAUGGGGACGGAAACCAGCUGAACCAGUCGGAGCCGGCAGAAUUUCGUCGGAGCAGUGAGGGAGUGUUCGAGGUGCAGAGCCGCCUGGCGGUGACCAGCCCUGAGGACAGCGCCUUCUGCUGCUCUCUGAUCCACGCCCCCUUUAAUCAGAACCUGAGCGUCUGUGAGAGAGUUACAGCCUUGAUGAGGGAGAACGAGACUGAGGCGGAGAGCUCUCGCCGCAGCAACGCUUGGAUUUUCGCCAUCGUGGGCGUGGUAGUAACAGUUGUGGUCGGUGUUGGAUACCGUAUGUACCGGAGAAGAAGACGGAGCUCUCAGAAAGAUACUCCUGUACGCCACGGUGCAGAAAGCGAAGUUCGCCUGCAGACAGACUACAACGCUCCGCGAGAACAGCAUGGUGAAGAGACGGCUGUCCUGCUGGAGUCUGAGCCUGAAGGAGAAGGGAAAUCACUCCAGGACUUCCUAGUGCGCCUGGGACUGGAGGGACACCAAAGCAGAAAGCUCAAGCUGGACGACAUCCUGGAAAUUAACACGGAGACGUUAGAAGAGAGCAACCCUCGGACGUUAGGGGAGAUCCCGUGGCAUUUCCUCAGGAAGGUCAUGGCUGUGAACGGGAUGGCCAGACGCACAAGGCUGGUACUCGCUGCACCAGGUGACAGUGGGAUCAGCAAGGAUGGGGAGGAACCCUUUGCCAUUAUUCCUCCUACCAGCCCAGCCCCCAGCGUGUGCGUGAACCCCCUGGAUGUGCUCUGUGCCGUUCUGUGCUGCUCAGACACGUUCCUGCGGCAGGAGGUCCUGCUGAAGAUGUCCAUGUGCCAGUUCGCCCUCCCACUGCUGCUGCCUGCCCUGGACUCCCCCACGUGCACGCUCCUGCUGUGGGCCAUGCGGGACAUCGUGAGGAACUGGAGGCCGCGCUCCUUGCGAGACAGCCGGGGGUUCAGGGAGGAGAACCUGGUGCUCACGUCAGUGCCAACCUUUUCCUUCGUGCGGCUGGGGAGAUGCAGCUUGUCCAAGUCCAAACUCCUUAACAAGGUCCUCAGCCCUCCCCAGCAGCAGCACGAUUUCUUCGUGCAUCGGGACAUGGAGUCUGGGAACGUCCCUCGGGCAAUCGCAGAGGGGAUGGUAGAGAUCUCCUGGUAUUUCCCUGGGGGGAGGGAGAGUUCGGAUCCUUUCCAGGAGCCCAUUGCGGUUAUUAACCUGCGGGGGGACAUUGAGUCCCACCGGCUGCAGUUCCGCUUCCUGGCAGAGGUCUCCUCAGCUGUGUUCAUAUUCGCUGAACACAUCAGUGAGAGAAAAUACAAACUCCUAUCAUCACUGCAGGGCACGGGAACAAAAUUCUACCUCAUACUCAGCCCCAGAAUUACCAUAACCCGAGAAACACAGGGAUUCCUCAAUGAACUGGCCCCGCUGCUCAAGCUGACCCCGUCCCACGUGCUUGUGAAGGAUAACACUGCAAACGAUUCAGACUUUGUGACAAGGCUGCAGGCCACCUUAGCACACCUGACGAAGCCGCCCCAGAGAGCCGUGAGCAUAGAGGACAUGGCUGGGAGAGCGCGUGAACUCGGAUUCCAGGUAGAUGAGGACUGCGAGGAAUGUGAGAAAGCGAGAAAGAGAGCAGACGAAAUCACUGGGGAAAUAGGGGACGUUGUCGAGUACAAGGGCAGGGCACUGAUGCUCCAAGGGGAUCCAUGUAAACGCCUGGCUGAAGUAGAAAGAGAACUGUGUCAAAUGAAGAAGCAAGGGGAAAUCCCCACAGAGGAUUAUAAAUCGCAGCUGAGGCGGGAAUUGCUGGCGUUACGGACCCAGCAGCAUGGGCGUGAUCUCACGGGCGGGAUGGGGACAUUCAAGGCAUCACUCGAACAGCUCACUCCAGUGGAAACACACUACUUCCUGAAGUGGAUGAAAUUCAGACUGGAUCACAUUGCUCGGGAGAAUCUUUCCAAACUGCGGGCUGAAUAUAAGGAGACAUAUAGGACUCCAGGCUGUAGCCCCAAGGAGAUAGCAAAGCUAGGUGAGUUAAUUGCAGCCAGUUCCUUAGGGGUGGAGCAUUUCAUGCGGGAGUUGGGGCAGUUUUAUGAGGCAGAACACUCAGUGUGUAAGGACGGCAAAGUAGCCCAAAGCCAAAGGCAGUUCACCCAUCUCCCAGGCAUAGCCGCUGAGCUGAUGCUGAGCGGAUUUCCUCUAGAGAUCAUCGAUGGAGACGCAUCCUACGUCCCGCUGCAGUGGGUGACAGAGGUUCUGACCGAGCUCCAUGCCAAGCUGCGGGGAAGGUCCAGGUUGCUGGUUCUGUCAAUGCUGGGCGUGCAGAGCACCGGCAAAUCCACCCUGCUGAACUCCAUGUUCGGCCUGCAGCUGGCAGUGAGCAGCGGCCGAUGUACGCGAGGAGCCUUCAUGACGCUCAUUCAAGUUGCAGAGAAGUUUCAGCAGGAGCUUGGCUGCGACUUUAUCCUGGUGAUAGACACAGAAGGCUUGAGAGCCCCUCAGCUGGCCAAGCUGGAGGACAGCUAUGAACAUGACAAUGAGCUGGCCACACUGGUGAUUGGGUUAAGCGACAUAACGAUCGUUAACAUGGCCAUGGAGAACACCAGCGAAAUGAAGGACAUUCUGCAAAUCGUGGUCCAUGCCUUUCUCAGGAUGAAGGAAAUCGGGCACAAACCCAACUGCCAGUUUGUGCAUCAGAACAUCAGUGACGUGUCUGCCCACGAGCAAAACAUGAGGGACAGGAAUCAUUUCCUGGAACAUCUCAAUGAAAUGACCAAAGCUGCAGCGAGGAUGGAAAAACUAAACAGGGAUCUGACUUUUUGUGAUAUUAUGGCGUAUGAUCCGGAAGAACACGACUGGUACAUCCCUGGGCUGUGGCAGGGAGUCCCGCCCAUGGCUCCAGUGAACCUGGGGUACAGUGAGAGUGUUUAUGAGCUAAAGAAAUACUUGGUUGAAGUUAUGAGAAGCUGGUCACCUAACAGAGACCCCAGGGACAUCCCCCGGUUUACCAAGUGGGUGAAGAGUCUGUGGAACGCUGUGAAACACGAGAACUUCAUCUUCAGCUUCAGAAACAGCCUGGUAGCUGAGGCCUAUAACCAGCUGUCUCUGAGGUAUUCGGAGUGGGAGUGGGAGCUCCGCAGGGAGAUGCAUCUCUGGGUAUGUGGCCAAGAAACUGCAAUUCAGAACCAGCCCUGUAAUGAACUACCUGAUGCCAGGAACUUAAAACAGGAGGCACAGGGAAAAGUGCAGCAAGGGGAAGAGAAGAUUUUGUUUCGUUUACAGGAAUACUUUGAAAGUGGAGCUAGAAACCGACACCUGAUAGAAAAGUACAGAGAAGAUUUUGUCAGAAGCACAAAGAGCCUGACGACAGAACUUGAGCGUUACUCAGCCAGCAAGUGUGAAGAAGCAAUUCUUAUUACAAAAAGCAGGCAUAAAAUAGACAAUAUCCAGGCCACGUACAUGAGAAUGACGGAAAAGAAAGUCGUCAGCCUUCUGGAAAAUUGCAAGAGAAGAAAACUUAAACUGGACACGAAGGAACUGGAAGUAGAAUUUGAAACGAUGUGGAAGGAAGCAGUGUCUGAGUUAAAGCUCAUUAGUUUAAGGAAACGCCAACUUUCCCAAGAUCUAGAGUUCCAGCUGAGAAAGGACCUGGAGAAUCGAGGGAGCACAGUCAGGCAGAAACUUCAAGAAGCAGGAAAUUUGUGCAGUUACAGGAUUAAAUCUUUCACUAUGGAUAAUGAGUAUUUGGAUUUAACGUGUUUCGGGGACACAAGAGAAUCGUUCACAGAGGAAUACUGGCACAACGCAGAGGAACUUGCUCAGUCUUUAAUGGACAAGUGCCACCGUUAUAUCGAAGAGAAGGUGAAUUCCAAAGUGGACUAUGAUGAGACCUAUGGCAGAGAACUGCUGCGGAUGAUCAACGAGAGGCUUCAGCAGGAGGACGUGCCAAACCUUCACACUAAUGCUUGCUUUGAAGUUGACCUGAAACUUCAUAUUUUGGGGGAGGCGGCCCAUGCAUUCCAGGGGAUGCAUGAAGACUUUAUCAAAGAAAAUGAUCCUCGGGAACGGCUGGAGAAACUGAAACCUCAGUAUUUGUCCACAUUUAUAAACCAUUACCUGGAAAAGGAUUCCUGCCAGCAGAGAGCCAGGGAUUUCUGUGAGCUCUGUCUCAAACCUGCCCUGGCAGAACAUGUUAACAAAAGACUGGGAAUCAGGAUAGUAGAUGACCUUUCCAGCAGUGAGAAGGCCAAUGGUUACCGCAGCCGGGCCUGCUUCCAGCUCUCUGUGCUGCAGAAGCUGCUGGAAGAGCUGGACUUUGACAACUACAAGAAAUACAUUAACGACUAUGAAAGUUUUGUCAAAGCGGCGAUACGGAGAGACAUUUCAGAUCACUAUGGAAACAGAGAAAGCGUCGAAGCUCUCGAAGCAGAGAUCCUGUCCACCAUCAUCAAGAAAGUCAGAGGAGCUCUAGAGAUGCCAACCGAUGGGGGACCGAGCACAGUCUCUGACUUUGUAGCAAACCUUUGCAGGCUGUUACAGAAAGACCUAGUCAUCCCCAGGGACAGUUUGGAAAUGAUCCUCUUCCAAUUUACGGCCAGCGCUGAUCCCAGCCAGUUUUCUGCGGACAUUCGGGACUCUCUCUCUGAGCUGGAGCAGAACCUGGCCUCAGAAUUCAAAGCUGUGAACAUGGAGGAGAAACUGUCCAAGCUCCAGGUGAAGCCCCAGGAUGAGCUGUUCAAGCGAGUGUUUGGCUGUGGGACGCAGUGUCCGUUCUGCGGAGUCCCCUGUGAAGCAGAAGGCCCGACCCACAGGGAGCACUUUGCAUCAGCACAUCGGCCCCGUGGACUGAGGCGACGCAGGGAUCACAUCACAAAAAUACUUGGCUAUUCGUUAUGCUCCUCUGAUGUGGUCUCUAAUGCUUUGUUUAGCAAUUCCGAUACAAAUGGGAAACUGGUUCCCUUCAGAGAUUACCGCCAGCAUUACCCAGACUGGCUCAUUCAGCCAGACCCCAGCGCAGAGGCUUCCGAUUACUGGAAGUUUGUAUUUAAAGAGUUCAGUCACCAGUUUGCCAGCAAGCAUAAGGCUAAGCCAGCCGAUCUCCCAGAAGACUGGUGGAAAAUAACCAAGGAGCAGGCCAUGGAGAGCAUUAAGGGCAUGUAUAGCAUGCAAUAGUCCAGCACAGACAGCCUGGUCUUCCAGACACUUUGGCUGCUCAAUGUUAUGCAUGAAGAAAUGUGGUGAGUAACAUGUAAGGUGGGCCAUAUGAAGUAAUAUUCAAGUGCAAAGGGGCUUGGUGCCACAAUCUGUCUAUUGCUGUGUGUCCUGCGAAAUGAAAUAAUUUUGCCUCGGUCUGGCAGAAAAGAACGGUGAAAAUACUGCUGCCCUCUGAGCAAUAGUCACAAUCGGGGCCUCUUCGGGUGGUUUCCAUUUGGACGAGAAAUCAGUGAGACAGAGUCAUUAUGUGCAGACAGCCGCUUUCUGUGAUCGUAGGAACAUGCUACGGACCGGCAGAAAGCCCGGUCCCAUGCACCCAGUCAUCCCAGCGUCAUGGUGCCUUAGGGCUGGUCUGCACUUAAACAUUAGAUCGACCUAGCAGCAUUGCUCAGAGCUGUGAAAAAUUCACACCCCUGAAUGCCGUAGUUAAUCCAACACAACCCAGUGUAGACCUGGCUAGCUCAGUGUGUGUGUAUGUUUGGGGAGGGGUGUCGCUGUUGAAAUCCCAGCAGCAGCAGUGGGCCUGGAGAGGUGUCCCGAAGAGCCAGGGGGAGGGAGUGUCAGUCACAGCCCCUACCCUGUCAGGCUACUGGGGGAUUGUGGGGUGUCUCAUGUGGGAGUCAUGGGGGGCCCCUACCAAGGUGCAGGACACCGGCCAUGUGAGUAGGGUCCCACGGCAGUGUGACAACAUGGAAAUAUUCUGUAAUUUUGUAAUUCUGUAAAUUUUCUGUAAUGGGUCAUUAUAUAAAGUAAAACUAUUUCCCCAAGUUUAUCCCCCCCCCCCCCCACUGUUCCUCAGACCUUCUUGUCAACUGCUGGAAAUGGCCCACCUUGAUUAUCACGAUAAAAGGUUUUCUCCCCCGCCCCCCACCCCGCUCUCCUGCUGGUAAUAGCUCACCUUUCCUGAUCGCUCUCAUUACAGUGUGUAUGACAACACCCAUUUUUUUCAUGUUCUCUGUGUAUAUAAAUCUCCCCACUGUAUUUUCCCCUGCAUGCAUCCGAUGAAGUGAGCUGUAGCUCACAAAAGCUUAUGCUCAAAUAA